Molecule: messenger RNA, 2110 nt
Organism: Lineus longissimus
Lineage: Eukaryota; Metazoa; Nemertea; Pilidiophora; Heteronemertea; Lineidae
Product: metalloprotease mig-17-like
Exons: 12
Coding region: 90-1733 (547 amino acids)
Biological process (GO): proteolysis
Molecular function (GO): metalloendopeptidase activity
Source: RefSeq, a predicted model, not a curated record
AGCUAGCAUCACCACUAGGCGAGGCUUGGCUAGGGGACCGGAUAGUAAGACUUCGGUGAAACUGCUCAAAGAAGUCGCUUGGUACAAUCAUGAUGGCAUCAGUAGGCGUUCUCCUGGUCGUGGUUACAUUCUACCUCUGUGGACUGUCUUUGGCUAAAGAAAAAGUCCAUGAAACUGUGAACGUGCGCUCCGAGAACGAUGGUGUGGAAUUCGAUGCCUUCGGAAAGCGAUUCCUGGUCCGCCGAUCUGCUGAUGAUGACGUCACCGAAGCUGAUGACGUACCUGUGUACGCCGUGAAGGGGAACAAACUCAAAGAAGUUCAUAUUUCAGAUGACCAGGACACGAAGAUAUUUAAGACGAAGAGAUCAGCAGUGGCUGUCACAAGUGGAGAAUCGCCAACUCUGAAAGGUUGGGUGAUGGACGGAGAUGAAAUGAUAAGGAUCUCCCCUGAGGAUUCUUCAAGCGACAAUGAAGAAAACAAUCCCCACACUGUGGAAAUCACGGAGGAACCAACGAGUAGUAUACCUCUAGAUUACAUUGAUCCUCAUGUACCCUCGUCAGCAGAAGGCGACAAGGUGAAACGUGGCUUUGGUAGACGAGGUCGUCUUGACGCUUUGAUUGAGUUACUGGUGGUAGUGGACAACUCCAUCUACAGGAGAGUGAAAGAGCAGAAGAAUGGUGACGAGAAUGCUGCGAUGAGAGAUAUCAAGAUAUAUUACACACUUUAUGUGGCAUCGAUCAACCAGCGCUUCCAGAAUAUCAAAGACCGCGAGCUCUCCAUUUCCGUCGUGGUGACUGCGAUCAUUGUAGACAAGGAUCGAGAGAGCGCUCCCUGGGCGGAAUACUUCGCCUUCCCGGCCCCCGACCGGUCGGAAAUGAGGCUUGACGCGGCCAUUGCUUUGGACCAGUUCAGGGGUUGGAUCAUGGACGAGCUGACCAGCUUACCGCAGUUUGACCACGCCAUGGCCUUUACUGAUUACAAUCUGGUCCGUCUCGGCAACGUGGACACCACCGGUAUGGCUUACGUGAACACCAUGUGUGACCUCAAGUUUGGGUACUCCGUGUCCGUCAUGCAAGAACUCGGCGGGUUCGCCGCAGUCGGUGCCGCAACACAUGAACUUGGCCACAGUUUAGGCUCAAGGCACGAUGGCGACCGUAACAGCCGCGACUGUCCCGCCAGCAUGAACAAUGUGAUGGCACCCGGCAACAGCAAUAACGUGCGGGUCCUCAGAAACUUCUUCUACUUCUCAAGGUGCAGUGUACGACAGAUGAGAGAGACAAUAAGAAAUGAGUCGUCAGAGUGCCUCUUCAACACCAGACGGAGUAGCAUGCACCAUCGGACGAUGAAACUGCCAGGGCAGAUCGUGGGUGUCAAUAAACAAUGCCAGCAAAUGGUCGGCGAGAAGUCAUCGUUCUGCGCGGAGGGGCGGUUUAUCGGCGAGAUGUGCUUCAGACUCUGGUGCCAUGACCCAAAAUCCGGCAAGUGCAAGACCCAUGGCUCCAUGGUGGCGGCUCAUGGAACCUCGUGCGGGGACGGAAAGUGGUGCGUGAAUGGCCAAUGUACCAAUGAUGCCAGGGCACCCAAGUUGGAAUCGUGUCACUUCGGAGAGAUGCACAAGGAGCGAUGUGCCCAGUUGAUAAGACAAGACAUAGCAAACUGUAGAGAUGAACAAACCAAGAAAAUGUGCUGCGAAUCGUGCCCGAAGAUGAUGCGAAUGUACUACAGGUUUUGAAGAAGAAACAUCUCGAGUUUUGCUAUAUUGUGUGUCCUAAGUUUAUAUCAUGUCUACUGCGUGUAUUCUGGGAAAAUAUCGGAUUUUAUAGCAAUUUGCACGGAGAAAAUGGUCAUCAGUCAGAUGGUAGUUUGCAGGAUAAAAAAUGGAAGUAUUUAAAAGAACUGUUAAGUGUAUAUAACGAUUCGAAAAACAACAUAACCCAUAUCGAACAGUCAAUAUUGAAUCUUAUACCGGAAACGCACAAAAUGUUAUGUUUCAAUGGCGGCUCCAUGAAUACGGUUGUUGUUAUAGAAUCUCUAUAUCUUGCAAAAAUUACCUCUAUCACACUACCGGUACUUGUAAGGUCAAUGUCAAAUAUAACACUGUUAAACUCA